CGGCGUUAUCUAACCUGUAUAUCUUAAAUCGUGGUCCUAUCCAUUCUUAUAUUAUCUAUGUGCUUUUUACGUUAACUUAUAAGCUUUUUGAUUGUUAUCUACUUGAAUACUUGAUAGUUGAUUACUAUUUGUAGCCUGCAUAUAGGUAUCUCACUCUAUUUGUCAGUAAUGUUGUCUAUCUGUAAUUACUCAAUGAAGUAUUAAAGUAAUAGGUACCUAUUAUAUUAUUUAAAAGUUGUACAACACAUAGGUACUAUAAAAAAUAUAUAUAGUCAAUAACUCAAUUAUUACUAUCGUAAAAAUCCAUUGAUAGUUGAUAAUUGUAUAUACCUAUUAUAAUUAUAUACCUAGUUAUUCGUUUUAUAAAAUGGCCAGUUUUAAUAAUCCCGAAGAGAUUAUUUACCAUUAUAAGAUAAUACUAAAUAAAACAAAAAAAAAAUUAUUUAGAAAGUUAAAUACACUGGAGCCUAGUGACCAAUUCGCUAAACUAGCAAAUUUUUGUCAAAAGAAUGAUAAACAUGAUUAUGCUGCAUUAUGCUGGCAAGCUGUGGCUAAAUGUGAAGAGUCGAUGGGUCACGACUGUGAACAAGCUCUUGCUCAUCAGAAAGCAGCCCGCCAGUUUUUUUCAGAAUUUAAGAAGACUGAAUCAUCUGGUUUAAUAUCUCCUUAUAAUGAAAAUUUACAAGUAAGAUAUUUACACAUGAGAUUAAAGUUCUUAUCUAAUUAAAUAGUUAAAUUAUUUAUAGA
This is a messenger RNA of Acyrthosiphon pisum (pea aphid), 747 nucleotides long. Its product is annotated as factor VIII intron 22 protein. The coding region runs from base 368 to 727 and encodes 119 amino acids. The record is from RefSeq and is a predicted model, not a curated record. Gene Ontology annotation, cellular component: early endosome. The transcript has 3 exons. Gene Ontology annotation, biological process: vesicle cytoskeletal trafficking. Lineage: Eukaryota; Metazoa; Arthropoda; Insecta; Hemiptera; Aphididae.